GAGAGAUGCUGGAAGAAACUUCUUAAAUGACCGCGUCCGGCUGGCCGUGGAGCAUUUCUGGGUUGGGGAGAGGAAAGGAAAGUGGAAAAAACCAGAGAACUUCCUGAUCUCUCUUGCUGUGAGACAUGUCUGAGACUCCUGCUCAGUGUAGCAUUAAGCAGGAACGAAUUUCAUAUACACCUCCAGAGAGCCCGGUGCCGAAUUACGCCUCCUCGACUCCACUACAUGUUCCAGUGCCUCGAGCGCUCAGGAUGGAGGAAGACUCGAUCCGCCUGCCAGCGCACCUGCGCUUGCAGCCAAUUUACUGGAGCAGGGAUGACGUAGCCCAGUGGCUCAAGUGGGCUGAAAAUGAGUUUUCUUUAAGGCCAAUUGACAGCAACACAUUUGAGAUGAAUGGCAAAGCUCUCCUGCUGCUGACCAAAGAGGACUUUCGCUAUCGAUCUCCUCAUUCAGGUGAUGUGCUCUAUGAACUCCUUCAGCAUAUUCUGAAGCAGAGGAAACCUCGAAUUCUCUUCUCACCAUUCUUCCACCCUGGAAACUCACUGCACACCCAGCCAGAGGUCAUACUGCACCAGAACCACGAGGAAGAUAACUGUGUCCAGAGGACCCCGAGGCCAUCCGUGGAGAACGUGCAUCACAACCCCCCCACCAUUGAACUGUUGCACCGGUCCCGGUCACCUAUCACCACAAAUCACCGGCCUUCUCCUGACCCCGAGCAGCGGCCCCUGCGAUCCCCCCUGGACAACAUGAUCCGCCGCCUCUCCCCAGCCGACAGGGCGCAGGGACCACGGCUCCAUCAGGAGAACAACCACCAAGAAUCCUACCCGCUGUCCGUGUCUCCCAUGGAGAAUAAUCACUGCCCACCGUCCUCAGAGCCACACCAGAAGCCAUCCAGCCCCCGGCAGGAGAGCACACGAGUGAUCCAGCUGAUGCCCAGCCCCAUCAUGCACCCCCUGAUCUUGAACCCCCGACACUCCAUGGAUUUCAAACAGUCCAGGCUCUCCGAGGACGGGCUGCAUAGAGAGGGGAAACCCAUCAACCUCUCUCACCGGGAAGACUUGGCCUACAUGAACCAUAUCAUGGUCUCAGUUUCCCCGCCUGAGGAGCAUGCGAUGCCCAUUGGGAGAAUAGCAGACUGUAGACUGCUCUGGGAUUACGUCUAUCAAUUGCUUUCUGACAGCCGGUACGAAAACUUCAUCCGAUGGGAAGACAAAGAAUCCAAAAUAUUCCGGAUAGUGGAUCCCAACGGACUGGCUCGACUAUGGGGAAACCAUAAGAACAGAACAAACAUGACCUAUGAGAAAAUGUCCAGAGCCCUGCGCCACUACUACAAACUAAACAUUAUCAGGAAGGAGCCAGGACAAAGGCUUUUGUUCAGGUUUAUGAAAACCCCCGAUGAAAUCAUGAGUGGCCGGACAGACCGCCUGGAGCACCUAGAGUCCCAGGAGCUGGAUGAACAAAUAUACCAAGAAGAUGAGUGCUGAAGGAACCACGACAGCACAGCGCCAGAGACCCUGUCCGCCAGGAUUGCUGGAGCAGGGACGGAACAGGGGGCUGUGGAGCAAAGGAAGAGACCCCGAAGAGAAGUGAUGCUUCUCUUGUGUACCAGGAGGGACCCCAGAGCACCUUAGACAAACCAGCCAGCAAAGGCGGGGCUGG
Molecule: messenger RNA, 1659 nt
Organism: Elephantulus edwardii (Cape elephant shrew)
Lineage: Eukaryota; Metazoa; Chordata; Mammalia; Macroscelidea; Macroscelididae
Gene: ETV6
Product: ets variant 6
Exons: 8
Coding region: 126-1484 (452 amino acids)
Biological process (GO): regulation of transcription by RNA polymerase II; cell differentiation
Cellular component (GO): nucleus
Molecular function (GO): DNA-binding transcription factor activity, RNA polymerase II-specific; sequence-specific DNA binding
Source: RefSeq, a predicted model, not a curated record